Molecule: messenger RNA, 2790 nt
Organism: Pogona vitticeps (central bearded dragon)
Lineage: Eukaryota; Metazoa; Chordata; Lepidosauria; Squamata; Agamidae
Gene: NCAPH
Product: non-SMC condensin I complex subunit H
Biological process (GO): mitotic chromosome condensation
Cellular component (GO): condensin complex
Molecular function (GO): chromatin binding
Source: RefSeq, a predicted model, not a curated record
CUCCUCCCAUUGACUUGGCUCCUCCCUCUGAGCACGUAGCGGACGUGAUGACGUCACACGGCGGGCUGUUUCAAAUCGCCAGGAGGCUCCCGGAGGGAGGAGACUUUAUCUGGCCGGGCUCGUGUGGGACACUUGCGGCCUGAGGACUCCGAGCGAGCGGCCCCCGUGAGCCCUGCCUGGCGAGAGAGCCAUCAUGAGCUCCUCCACCCCCCACUCUGCUGGCUGCCAAGGAAACAGCUCUUCGGACAGCGUCUUUGUGUCCCCUGGCACUAUACGGCAGCCCCUGAGCGCCUGUGGCACCCCCGUGCUGGAGAAUUGCCCGGGGAAUGACGAUGAGCAGGAGAGGAAGCGGCGGCGGCGCUCCAGAGUUGUUGACCUGCAAUUUAGCACAGAAUCGCCCCUGUCUUUACAGUCUCCCUCCAGCAAACAAGCAGAAACAUCCUUGCCAGCGAUUCCACAGUUGUCAAAUGCUCAGAUAGCAGACCACUAUUCCACAUGCAUCAAACUUUCAACAGAAAACAAAAUCACCACAAAGAAUGCCUUUGGUUUGCACCUUAUUGACUAUAUGACCGAAAUACUCAAGCAGAAGGACUCUGAACUCACCAACUUCAAGGUAGCGGCUGGUACCUUGGAUGCCAGUGCAAAGAUUUACGCCGUGAGAGUGGAUGCCGUCCAUGCCGACGUUUACCGGGUUCUGGGAGGGCUGGGCAAAGAGUCGGCACCGGGGGAGGCUGCGGAGGGCCAGGAAAGAGGUGGAGAGAAUGGCGAGUCUGAGAGGUCCAAGAAGCAUCCGAAUAAAAGGAAGCACCUGUACAAAACCAUUGAACAGAAUCUGAAUAAUAUCAACGUCUCGGAGGCGGAUCGUCGGAGUCAGAUUGAUCCCACGUUCCAGCGCAUGGCGACCUCCUUCGACGAGUGCAGUACAGCCGGCGUUUUCCUCACCACGCUUCAUACUCACAGCCACCUCAGCAAAGUCCUGUUUGAUUCCAUGGUCAUGCCUCUGCCUUCUUCCGUGACCACUGAGUUGCCGAGUCCUUCAGAUGUGAAAGUGGCCGGCUUAAAAGCCAUCCUUCUGCAGUGUGGUGAAAAGCGCCCCAUUUGCCCAUCCUUGGCCGGCUUUCGGUUUACUCAGUGGAACAGUGACACCCAUAAUGAGUCGGUAUCGGCUCUACUGGAGAAAUUUAAGAAGAGUGACCAGGCAUUUGAUAUCGACGCAGAGGUUGACAGUGACCCUGGGGACCCUGUGGCGGAGGAUGAUUUUGAUGCUGAUGCUCUGGACAAGACAGUGGCAAGGGACCUUGGGGAAUUCUCAGAGAAGCUGGAGGCGUGUAGGAUGGCACCGGGAAGCUCCAGAAAAGAUGUGGUUCCUUUGGGGGAAGGUGAUGUCGGGUCCCUGUGCCUUCAUGUGUCCAUGAACCCCAGCGAGUAUUCUUACUUCAGCCCCCGGAUCAUGUCCAUGUGGGCAGGCCCAGAGCACUGGCGUUUCAAGCCUCGCCAUAAAGGUGAUGCCAAUCCUGAAAAAGUGAGCAGAAGGAAGGCAGCAAAGAAAGCAUUUGAGCUCCAUUUUGAAGAGGAGGUGGACUUUGAGCCUUACUUCCGCAAAACCCGGGCAGCCACAACUCUAUCGAAGUCGACCCUUGAAGGUCAAAAUAAGAAAAGCAACACCCUCCCUGCGGAUUUCCGUUAUGACCCGGACAACCUCACCCGCCUCUUUCUCAAACCAGCCCACCGGCUGUUAAAGGCGCCUCUGCAGAACAGCUCUCCCAGUCGUGACGAUGAAGUAGGAGAGUACGAUUACAAUAAUCCCAAUGAUAUCUCCAAUUUUUGUCCUGCAUUGCAGGAUGCUGACAGCGAUGAUGAUGAUGAUGAUCCUCUGGGGUUUGUGGGCCAGGGUGGGAUGUUUGAAAUGACGGCCAAUCCUGCUGGAGCAGCAGAUGAAGAGGCCGGACACGAGGGAGGCGGCGUCGAGCUCAACAUCACCACUUACGGUGAAUCGAACCUGGUGGCUGAGCCACAGAAGGUGAACAAAAUAGAUAUUCAGUAUGCCAAGACAGCCAAGAAGAUGGACAUGAAGAGGCUGAAGCAGACCAUGUGGGUCCUUCUGACGGAUGGCCCAAAGACUCAAACUAAGGAAGAGAAUGAAGCUGUGGAGAAAAGCACCAAUGCUUCGAUGGUAUCCGGUCAGAAGGUCUUCAGUAGCAUCACUAAGGAUCUGCUUCACAGGCUGCCUUCCGUGAUGGCCAAGAACUUGUCCGUACCCUUGGCGUUUGCUUCCCUCUUGCACUUGGCUAACGAAAAGAACCUGAGGCUGCAGGGCAUGGAGGACUUGUCUGAUGUCUUAGUGCUGCAAGAUUGAUCUGCUACUUAAAGGGAGAAUAAGAAACGUCUUGGACCACCAAGGAGGGUGUUUAUAACCUAAAGGCGGUUUAUUGCUGCAUGUUGGCUGCUUCAGAACAUCUACCCAUCAACAGCUGCCUGGGACAUCAGCUCGGUUCUGGCAGUUCACGAGACUGACAAACAUCUGUCAUUCCUUGAUGAUAUAGAACUGUGCACAGUUGGGAACACGGUGCCUGCUUUAAAGCCUCAUUCUUUCUGUCAUGCUCUCCUGAAUUCUACAACUCACCUUUCUCACCUUGCCUAUUUAGGGGGGGUACUCUACAGACUGUAAUCUGUGAUUCCUCUGAAAAAUGUGUUCUUGAUGUGAGCAGAAGAGUGGCAAAAAGCUGCUGUAUUGAAUCAGCCUUUUUAAAAAUUGGUGUGAACUUUUUGUAAAUAAACUGUGUGCCUUUU